UGCGCCGUCGCGCAAUUGGCUUGCCGUGGCCACGCAGCCGUUUCCUGCCAAGUACUGAGCUCACGUCAGGUCUUUCGGAUGCCCUAAUCGGGAAAGCACUUUUUGGCCUAUGAGAUGAAUGCAGCACUAGACCUAGGAGUCAAUGUGGUAAUCUUCACCACACUGCUGAGUCUUGCGAUUUGGCUUUUUACAAUCCGUGAAGAUCCGGUAUCCAAGAAGGGAGCGGUCCAGAAUGGCUGCGAGCAGUUGGUGCAGGAAGGGCAGCGCCUGGUGGGCACCGUGCAGCGCUUCUCCGAGCGAAACGGAUAUGGAUUCAUCUCCUGCGCUUCCUGCAGGGCGGCCCAUGGUCGAGAUGUCCAACUCUUCCAAGAAGACUGGGAGGCGCUGCAGCUAAAGAUUGGAGCAGUGGUCAGCUUUGAGUUGUCCUUCAAGGAGCGCUAUCCAUGCCCCAAGGGCAGGCCUUGGGCAACCUCCAUACAGGUGGAGUAAAGCGCAUCGGCUGAGCAGCAGCGAACCAGGCGCCAAGA
This is a messenger RNA of Effrenium voratum, 527 nucleotides long. Lineage: Eukaryota; Dinophyceae; Suessiales; Symbiodiniaceae. The record is from the annotation of a GenBank genome assembly.